GGGUGGGUUUGUUUCUCGGUGCCGCCGCCUCCCCGCUGCUGCCCCGGCUCCCCGCGGCGAGCACCGCGUCGUCGUCCCCCCGCGCCGGGCGCUCGGACCCGGAGCGGCGAGGCGGGGCUGGGCGGGGCGGCGGGGCCGGCCCCCCGGUGUCAGCGCGGCGGGCGGGGCCGCCGCCGCCACCUCCUCGCACAAAGCCGUGUGUCCGGAGGGCGGGCGGAGCUACCGCUGGCACCGGCAUCGCCGCACCCGCUUACCGGUACCGCGAUGUGAAGGGGUGAUGGCGGCGGGGUAUGGCUACCGGGCGGCAGCGGCGGCGGGGCGGGCGGCGGGCGCUGAGCGCCGACGGUGAACAUGGAGCCGCGUCCGCCGGCGGCCGAGCCCGAGCCCCCGCUCCCCCGGGGGCCGGGGCCGGGGCUGGAGCUGGAGCCGGGUCUCUGGGCACCUGAGGCUGCCGAGCCUGUCCCGGGGCCACCGCCGUGGUCCCCGCUGGAGGAGGGGGAAUGCCCGGCUGCGGAGGGCCCCGCCGAGCCCCUGGCCCGCCGAGAGGAGGAGGAGGAGGAGGAGCCGCGCCUCCGCCCCGUCUUUGACGCCCUGGACCGGGAUGGCGACGGCUUCGUGCGGGUGGAGGAGUUCGUCCAGUUCGCCACGGCCUACGGCGCUGAGCAGGUAAAGGACCUAACAAAAUACCUCGAUCCGAGCGGACUUGGAGUCAUCAGCUUCGAAGAUUUCCAUCGGGGGAUCAGAGCGAUCAAAAAUGGGGAUCCCGACAGCCAGUUGUAUGAUAUGGGAUAUACCCCCGAGGAGGAAACCCCGGCCUGUCCUGAUGAGUUUGAUGACUUUGUCACGUUUGAGGCAAAUGAGGUGACUGACAGUGCUUACAUGGGCUCCGAGAGCACGUACAGCGAGUGCGAAACCUUCACGGAUGAAGACACCAGCACACUAGUACAUCACGAGAUGCACGACGAAGUAGAAACGGACAGUGCCAUUGACUCCACCGUGCACUCGGAAUUCACGGAUCCCAUCGAGGAGCCGGAUCAUGGAUCCCAUCCGCACGACCUGCCCCUGGGCUCGGAGCUCGGCCACUCCAUUGUGACGGUCAUUAGCGGAGAGGAGCAUUUUGAGGAUUACGGAGAAGGGAAUGAAGCCGAUUUGUUCUCGGACAGCUUGUGUAAUGGGGAAAGCAGCUUUAAUAGCUCCUCGUUCCUCUCUCCCAGCGCCAAUCCGCUCGCUGCGAAACUGCACAGCAUUAUCGCAGAUGAAGCUUUUGAGUUUUACUGUAGCCAGUGCCACAAACAAAUCAACCGCCUUGAGGAUCUUUCCGCUCGCCUGAAUGAUCUUGAAAUGAAUAGUCCAAAUAAAAGACUCUCGAGCAAGAAGGUAGCAAGGCAGUUGCAUCAGACGAGCGCGCUGUCCGUGGGGGUGAUGGAGGAGCCUUACCGGGAGACGCUGGAGUGUACAGAAGAGGACAUCACGGACAAGGUGGUCUUCCUGGAGAAGCGGGUGACGGAGCUGGAGAAGGACACGGCUGCUAAUGGCGAGCAGCACAGCCGCCUCAAGCAGGAAAACCUGCAGCUCGUCCACAGAGCGAACGCUCUCGAGGAACAGCUGAAGGAGCAGGAGCUGAGAGCUGACCAAACGCUCCUGGAGGAGAUCAAGAAGCAGAGGGAGCUGCUGAGCAAAAUGGAGAGGGAGAAGAGCAUCGAGAUUGAGAACCUGCAGGCCAGGCUGCAGCAGCUGGAUGACGAGAACAGCGAGCUGAGAUCCUGCGUCCCUUGUUUAAAAGCCAACAUUGAGAGACUGGAGGAGGAGAAGCAGAAGCUGCUGGAUGAGAUCGAAGACCUCACCGUGCAGCUCACGGAGGAGCAGGAGAAAAAGAGGAAGAUGGGGGACAAGCUGAGUCAGGAGAGGCACCAGUUUCAGAAGGAGAAGGAGUCGACGCAGGAGCUCAUCGAGGACCUCAGGAAGCAGCUGGAGCACUUGCAACUCUUCAAACUGGAAGCUGAGCAGCGAAGGGGCAGGAGCAGCAGCAUGGGGCUCCAGGAAUACAACAGCAGGACGCGGGAGACCGAGCUGGAGCAGGAGAUCAAGCAGCUCAAGCAGGAUAACAGGAACCUGAAGGAGCAGAACGAUGAACUCAAUGGACAGAUCAUUAACUUGAGCAUCCAGGGAGCCAAGAACCUCUUCUCAGCCUCCUUCUCUGAAUCCCUGGCAGCGGAGAUCAGCUCGGUCUCCAGAGACGAGCUCAUGGAAGCGAUUCAGAAGCAAGAGGAGAUCAACUUCCGUCUGCAGGACUACAUCGACAGGAUCAUCGUGGCCAUCAUGGAGACGAAUCCCUCCAUCCUGGAAGUGAAAUAAGGGCGGCCGAGAGCCACCGGCUGCGCGCUUGUCGAUGGCUGUGGAUUUGGUGCUCUGAGAGGAUGAAGAGGGACUCGAAACGUCUUUGCUCUUGAUGAAGGCACUAGGAAGCAUCCCGUCGGAUCGGUGGGUGAAUUAGCCAGCGGACCAGGGAAAAAAGAAAACCAGCAGCAAGGCUUUUGUUGUCUGACUCCGUUAUUUUGAAGCCCUUCUGGUUUUGAGGGGUGAAAGGGAACCUGGAGAAGAAACGUAGGCAACGGACAGCUGGAGGAAGGACCUGCGUCGGCCCCGCUACGCGUGAAGCUGGGAACUGUCCUGCCAGCGGCGUCAGACCCUCCGGUGCGCGGGGAGCCGUGAGGAGAGGGUUUCUCGGAACUGCGGGAUAACGGGAAGGAGAAGGAAGCGACGGAGCUGACAUUUUUUCCCUUGCUGCCCGGUCCAGCCCAAGUAUCUGCUUUGCCAAAGUGUCCCUGACACACUCACUCAACUGGGGCAGAUCUGGGAGAGAGGGAAACGUGUCCCAGACUCGUAGAGGCGGUUGGUGUUUUUGUUUUUGUUUUUUUUUUUUGUUGUUGUUGUUGUCGUUUGUUUUUUUUAAUUAACUUAAUGCAAAUGCCCUCAUUCAAGCUGGCGCGGUUAAUCCUUGCCCUGCCACUUCUGCUUGGGAAGGGGUUGUGUGCGGAGUGUUCGCCGGCUCCUCUCUCGCUCGCCGGUGGCAGAAAGAGGCGGAGGAGCGGCUGGUUUUGGGGACAGGGCGUUAAGCGCACUUUGUCACCUGCCUCCUUAUUUAUUUUUUUUUUUUUUUUUUUGCUCUGUGGCUCACUACCGUCGGCGCGCCUGGGCUUCGCUGCCCUUCUUCUCGUUCCCGGCUCAUCUGCGGGCGUCCAUCGAGCCGGGCUGGCUCUGGGAGGAGGAGAUGUCCCCUCGGCCCCAGCUGCGGCCACACGGGUGCUGUCUGUCUGUCCAGCCUGCAGGGACCGGGGAAAGGCUGCGACUCUUCAACUUGCACUGGAGGCUGGUCCCGGCCGCCUCUCCCUGUCGCCUGGCCCGGCGCGGGGACACGCAGCGGCCCAGGGUGGUCAGGGUGAGGUCUGGAACCUCCCUGGGAGCCCCAGCGGAGAGGGGCCGAGCUCUCCACCUUGCCUCCCAAGGUCCUCAACGCUUGGGGACAGUGGCCUGUGCCAUUCCCUGCCGGAGCAGGGCUCUGCUGGUGAUAGCUCCUGGAGGGAGAGCCCUCUCCGCUUGCCUUUCCCCGCUCUUUCCCUGCGCUGCGGCCGGGGACGGAACCGCUGCUCUCAUUUCCCAGCCCCCUUGGCAUCAGCCAAGGGCUCGAAUCUCCGUGCCGUAGGGCAGAGGAGACCGGAGGCGACAACAGCAGCUCCCUGGGAAACAAACAAAAGCCAUGUUUACAUCAGACAGCUUUUGGCUUGCUGGCACCAGCGGCCGUGGCAGAGCGUGACCCCGGGGAGCAGCCACUUUACCUGACCUGCUCCUCUCCAGCUCCCGGGAGGAGACGGACAGCGGCCCCCCAGGGAUGCGGCUUCACAUUUAAUACGUCAGACACCCCCCACCCGCCCCUGCAAAAAGAAAAAGCGGUUUCUUUUUCCUGCUUUGUCAGGUUUUAGAAAUGGCGGGGUGGCCUGGAAAAAGAGAAGCCGCAGCGCUCCCUUGGCCGCUGGAUUCCCGCUGCUCCUCCCCGGAACGCUGCCACGCGGGCGGCACGUCUCCUUCCCCACCUCGCCCUCCGUCCCCCGCGGGGUGACGCUGGCCGGGAGAGGUGGCAGCUGCCGCAGCCUUAGUCCCUGC
Messenger RNA from Chroicocephalus ridibundus (black-headed gull), 4161 nucleotides. It is a transcript of the gene RAB11FIP3, whose product is annotated as RAB11 family interacting protein 3. Lineage: Eukaryota; Metazoa; Chordata; Aves; Charadriiformes; Laridae. Gene Ontology annotation, cellular component: cleavage furrow; endocytic vesicle; midbody. Bases 352 to 2355 code for a protein of 667 amino acids. The transcript has 15 exons. Gene Ontology annotation, molecular function: calcium ion binding. Gene Ontology annotation, biological process: endocytic recycling; regulation of cytokinesis. The record is from RefSeq and is a predicted model, not a curated record.